Anas platyrhynchos (mallard) is the source of this 991-nucleotide messenger RNA. Its product is annotated as glutathione S-transferase. Gene Ontology annotation, biological process: glutathione metabolic process; xenobiotic metabolic process. NCBI's taxonomy places the organism in Eukaryota, Metazoa, Chordata, Aves, Anseriformes, Anatidae. Gene Ontology annotation, molecular function: glutathione transferase activity. The record is from RefSeq and is a predicted model, not a curated record.
ACACGGCAAAGCUACUGAGAGCUUAGAGAGGGAUAUACUCCGUACAAGGUAGUAGGAAAUCAGACACGUGGAAACAUGUCUGGGAAACCAAGGCUGCACUAUGUCAAUGCACGUGGCCGAAUGGAACCCAUACGGUGGCUACUGGCAGCCGCCGGAGUUGAGUUUGAAGAAGCCUUUCUGGAAACAAAGGAUGACCUGAAAAAGUUGCAGACAAAUGGAGACCUUCUGUUCCAGCAAGUGCCCAUGGUGGAGAUCGAUGGGAUGAAGAUGGUGCAGACCAGGGCCAUCCUCAACUACAUUGCAGGGAAAUACAAUCUCUACGGGAAAGACCUGAAGGAGAGAGCACUAAUUGAUAUGUAUGUGGAAGGAUUAGCAGAUCUGAAUGAGUUAAUCUCGAGCAAUUUCUUCCAACCAGCGGAUAAAAAGGAAGAACAUCUCGCGACUGUUAUGGACAAGGCUGCAACCAGAUACUUCCCGGUCUAUGAGAAGGUUUUGAAAGGCCACGGACAAGACUUUCUUGUUGGCAACAAGCUUAGCAGAGCAGAUGUGCAGUUACUUGAAAUUAUUUUAUUGGUAGAAGAGUCCAAGCCUGAUAUACUUGCCAAAUUUCCUCUCUUGCAGAGUUUUAAAGCAAAAACAAGCAAUAUCCCCAACAUAAAGAAAUUCCUGCAGCCUGGCAGCCAGAGGAAACAACCCAUCCAAGAAAAAGAUAUACCAAGACUGAUGCAAAUUUUCCAUUGAGCAGCAACCCAAACCCACAGAAACCCUAUUUCAUUUUGUCUGUAUUUGCUGAUAAUAGAAAAGUAAAAUUAAUGAAAAUAGUUUUUCGAUUACUCUUCAGCCUACUGCAGACACAUUCGAAGUGAAUCUACAAGAACACACCAGGAAAUAAAAUCAUUAACUGAACUAGGGGCUACACCGUAUGAAAUAAAUUGUCUAAAAUACUUAAGAGAUUACCUGAAAUAAAGUCUCACUAUUUACAUUUUUAAAA